This is a messenger RNA of Diospyros lotus (date-plum), 1966 nucleotides long. RefSeq names its product mitochondrial-processing peptidase subunit alpha-like. Gene Ontology annotation, cellular component: mitochondrion. NCBI's taxonomy places the organism in Eukaryota, Viridiplantae, Streptophyta, Magnoliopsida, Ericales, Ebenaceae. Gene Ontology annotation, molecular function: metalloendopeptidase activity; metal ion binding. The transcript has 13 exons. The coding region runs from base 130 to 1650 and encodes 506 amino acids. Gene Ontology annotation, biological process: proteolysis. The record is from RefSeq and is a predicted model, not a curated record.
AUUUGCCGUUCUGGGCUCCCGAGUCCCGUCUAAACACCAUCACACUCCUCUUUCCUCUUAGCUGCCAAUAUCAGAACCAAAAACUACUCUCUUUCUUAGGGUUUUUUCAAUUCGUUCCGAUCGAUCGCCAUGUACAGAAGCGCAGCUUCGCGUCUCAGAGCUCUCAAGGGUCGUGUGGGCAAUAAGUCACUAACCAGGUAUGCUAGUUCAAGUGCUGUUGCUACAAAGUCAUCUUCAUCAGGCAGUCUUUUUGGCUGGCUGACAGGGGAGAGGUCUAGAUCGCUCCCGCCUCUAGAAAUCCCCCUUCAAGGUGUUACCCUUCCUCCCCCACUGCCCGACCAUGUUGAACCGGGUAAGACUAAGAUAACAACUCUCCCCAAUGGUGUCAAAAUAGCAUCAGAAACAUCUGCGAAUCCUGCUGCCUCCAUUGGAUUGUAUGUUGAUUGUGGCUCAAUCUAUGAGACUCCUGUAUCAUUUGGGGCCACACACCUCUUGGAACGCAUGGCCUUUAAGAGCACAACAAACAGGAGUCACUUGCGCAUUGUGCGGGAGGUGGAAGCAAUUGGUGGUAAUGUGACAGCCUCAGCUUCUCGGGAGCAGAUGGGAUACACCUAUGAUGCACUGAGGACUUAUGUUCCUGAAAUGGUAGAGCUGCUCGUUGACUGUGUGAGGAACCCCGUCUUCCUAGAUUGGGAAGUCAAUGAACAGCUACAAAAGGUGAAAGCUGAGAUUGCAGAAGCCUCUAACAAUCCGCAAGGUCUACUUUUAGAGGCAAUUCACUCUGCUGGUUAUUCUGGUGCACUAGCAAAUCCCCUUAUGGCCCCAGAGUCUGCAAUCAAUAGACUAAAUAGUACAAUUUUGGAGGAAUUUGUGGCUGAAAACUAUACUGCUCCUCGAAUGGUCCUUGCAGCAUCUGGUGUUGAACAUGAGGAGCUAUUAAAAAUUGCAGAACCACUUCUGUCAGACUUACCCACUGUACCUCGUCCUCAAGAGCCAAAAUCUGUCUAUGCUGGAGGAGACUAUCGUUGUCAAGCUGAGCCAGGGAGAACUCAUUUUGCCUUAGCCUUUGAAGCACCUGGUGGGUGGAUUAAGGAGAAGGAUGCUAUGACUUUGACUGUUCUUCAGAUGCUGAUGGGAGGAGGUGGAUCCUUCUCAGCUGGGGGUCCUGGAAAAGGGAUGUAUUCACGGCUAUAUCUUCGUGUCCUGAACGAGUAUCCUCAGAUUCAGUCAUUUUCUGCAUUCAACAGCAUUUACAACCAUACUGGCAUAUUUGGUAUUCAAGCUACCACUAGCUCUGAUUUUGUAUCGAAGGCUAUUGAUAUUGCUGUCAAAGAACUUGUUGCCGUUGCCACACCUGGACAAGUUGAUGAGAAACAGUUAGAUCGUGCCAAGCAGUCAACAAAGUCUGCGAUUCUUAUGAACCUAGAAUCCAGAAUGGUUGCUUCUGAAGAUAUUGGCAGACAAAUUUUAACAUAUGGAGAGAGGAAAACUGUGGAGCAUUUCUUGAAGGCUGUAGAUGAGGUUUCACCAAAGGAUAUUGCUUCCAUAGCUCAAAAGCUGAUUUCUUCUCCCCUCACAAUGGCAUCUUACGGAGAUGUAAUUUAUGUCCCAAGCUAUGACGCAGUCAGCAGCAAGUUCCGCUCAAAAUGAAAUUCUUUGAUACUUAGUCGAGAACCACCUUUUGUCCGUAAUUCUUGGAGCAAAUGCAAACCUUUGAGUUGUCUUAUGGCCAGUGCUUUGGUAAAUAAGACAAUUUCCCCUAGUUAAAAAAUAAUGCAGCGACACAAGAAGGCACAGCAAUUUGGCGCCCAAUUUCUUUCUGUAUGCCUGUAUCUUUAUUGUCUGGGCAAGAGUCUUUUCUGAUUCUGACAAAACUCGGUUUGUCGGUGUAAUUGUUGAUUUUCAUGUUUAGAUGAAAUAUUGCCAUUUGCACGAAUCACAUUCUCUCAUUCAUUUUUCUGUUUUC